Molecule: messenger RNA, 405 nt
Organism: Vicia faba (fava bean)
Lineage: Eukaryota; Viridiplantae; Streptophyta; Magnoliopsida; Fabales; Fabaceae
Source: the annotation of a GenBank genome assembly
AUGUUUUCUACCACGACUUGUGCUUUGAAAGUGGACACAAACUGUGAAGGAUGGUCUGAGAUUAUAAGCAAAAUACUCGACGAAAUCAAAGAUCUAAGCUACAACUUCAAUACAAAAGAAGGGGUGAUAUAUAUUUCUGGCAGGAUGGAUUCACCUAAAAUUAUGAAGAUGAUAACCAAGAAUGGAAAUACAGUGAAGCUUCACUGGAUGAAGAGUGUGAAACAAUAUCCACCUAUGCAUAUGCCUAUGUAUGGUGCAGGUUAUCCACCAUAUCGAAGAGGAUUCUACCCUCCUCCUCCUUAUCCUACUCCAAUGCCGUAUUAUCAGCAUCAGUACAAUAACUAUGAUCCCAUGUAUGGCCCUCAGCGAUAUGGCUAUCAUCCUCGAUUACCUUAUUAUUACUAG